This is a messenger RNA of Fundulus heteroclitus (mummichog), 2701 nucleotides long. It is a transcript of the gene rps6kl1, whose product is annotated as ribosomal protein S6 kinase-like 1. NCBI's taxonomy places the organism in Eukaryota, Metazoa, Chordata, Actinopteri, Cyprinodontiformes, Fundulidae. The transcript has 12 exons. Gene Ontology annotation, biological process: protein phosphorylation. Gene Ontology annotation, molecular function: protein kinase activity; ATP binding. The coding region runs from base 337 to 2658 and encodes 773 amino acids. The record is from RefSeq and is a predicted model, not a curated record.
GGUACCCUUAAAUGACAUCAUGCUCGGCCAAUCAGCAGCCUCGGGCUGAGCUCCCGCCUCCUCGCCUGCUCAGUAGGAUGAGUGUGUCCCUUCCGCUGAUGGUCUGGGCCGCUGCUGGUACUGAUGCUGCUGAUGCUGUUGGGUUGCCGUAUCCAGGCCAUGCUUGCUCUACAGUAGAUGAUCAUGCCCUGCCGCAAGGACCUGAGCCCCGACGUGUCUGGGUGCAGACUCGCACUGAGCACGUUGACAACAGACAGAGAUGUGUCCUACUGCUGAUAAGAAGAAACAGGAGCAAAGGCCCAUCUGGACCUUGAGAGACGCAGAAAAAUCUCAGAGAUGGCGAAGCGAGACUACCUGGUGGAGGCCGCCAAGCAGAUCCGAAUGGCUCUGGACAGCGAGGUCAACGAAGACUACGAGGCGGCCUUCAGUUACUACAAGAACGGGGUGGACUUACUGCUGAACGGAGUCCAGCUGGAUCCAAACAAAGAUAGGAGAGAAGCUGUGAAGAGGAAGACAACCCAGUAUCUGAAACGAGCCGAAGAAAUCUUUAUAACCCAUCUCCAGGAUAACCUGGGGAAAGGAGGCUCUCAUUUAGGGGGCUACAGCAGUCUGAGAUUUCGCCCGAUCCGACACCUGAGUUCACCAGUGGAGGAUCUGGAAAUGUGUAAAGUGGUGGGAGUCAGUGAUAAGGUCCUGAUUGUCCAAAGCAUGGUCAACAAAGAGACGUUUGUUGUAAAGAGCCUCGUCAAAUCGAGCUGGGAGAGCAGAGACCAAACAACCAUUAUUCCUCAAGGUGUGCCCUACAUGGUGAAACUGCUGCGAUAUUAUGUCAGCGAGGAUGCCGUGUACCUUCAUCUGGAGCACGUCAAAGGUAGACGGCUUUUCUCCAAGUUGCAGAAACUCAGAAAUGAGAAGGCCGGGGAACACCCAGGCCCACGCUUCAGCCAUGGCCAGCAAAACGUCACGCUGAGGACCAGCCACACUUCACCUGCGAUCAGCACAGAGUACCAGCACGGCAGCAGGAGCCCCGCAGCGACUCCACACAGGCUGACCGACGAGAGCCCGGAGGCAGACUUCCCAAACUCGUGGGAUGAGACUCAGCAGCGACUGGAGAGCUGGGGGACGCACUCCUACAUCGAGGAGACCGGUUGCCUCCAGAACACGCGGUCGGCCGCAUCGUUCUACACCAAACUGGAUCAGAUGACUCUGCUCUCCGGCCUGACCAGGACGCAGGUCGGCACCCAGAUCCACCCACCAGCCCCUAGUUUGUGUUUGCAUUCCAGCAAAGCUCAGGAAAAGCCAGCUCUUCCUCUCUCUUGCACCCGCGUCAGCCAAGCCCUCGACGUCAUGUCCGAACUCAACAAGAAGAAAGCCGGGACGGGACUGAUAGAGUGCAGCACGGACUUCGAGGCGGCCUGGGAAGCCGCAGACCCUACGCACAGCUACGUUAAGACAAACCCCUAUGCAGUGACUGGCAAUAAUUUGCAAAGAGCAACACCUCAAACGAGUCAGACCUCAUUGAAAAGCGCAGAACCCCCUCAAAGUCAAGACGACGCUUUGAGCUCCUCCCCUGCCAUUCUUCAUCUCCCUCUCCAUUGCCAAACCCAGAUCCGUGGCAGGGCAUCGUGGGAUACCAAUGGCUCUCACCAGGGAUCCUUCCUCGGCGGAAGUUCUGAAGAGAUACCCGCGGCGCCGAGAGAGGAAAGCAGCCCCGUUGUAGAAGAGAGAAACGGGAUGAUAGUCAUCAGGAGCACAGACAGAGCAGUGUUUUCUGACCACACGGACACAAACGUCGUCUCGGAAAGUUCCCGGGAUUUUCCUGCUUCCCUUUUCCACGGAGGCGCGAAGACACCGGGGACGCUGUCAGAGGCGUGCCAUCACAGAGAACGCUGUGCGAAAGGCGAAAAACAGGCCGUGGAGGUGGCCUGUGAGGCGCGGAGUCCUGGAGGGAAGGCUUCGAAAGGGGGAUCAUAUGUAGGCUGGUUCUCUCCCGACCCGCUUGGAGCCGCGUCCCACGGCGACAGGAAGAACGAGGAGGGGCCGGAGAGGCGGGGACAGGACCAGAUCAUCGAGGUGGACGGCUGGUGCCACCUGCCGCGCGUUCCUGCCAUGACCUCCGGCGGCUCUGCCGACAAGGCCCCGCAGGGCUGCUGGGGGCUUCCAGAAGCGGAGGUGCGUGUGUGGGGUGCGCAGAUUCUGUUGGCUCUGGAGAGCCUGCAUGAGCAAGGCAUCUUGUGUCGGGAUCUCAACCCGAGGAACAUUCUGCUCACCAGCAACGGAAAGGUGUGUUUGACGUUUUUCAGCCAGUGGAGUGAGGUUCAGUCAGAGAUUAGCUCCAAAGCCAUGGAACAGAUGUACUGUGCUCCAGAAAUCGGAGGUGUGUCGAGGAUUACGGAAGCUUGUGAUUGGUGGAGUCUCGGGGCUUUGCUCUUUGAACUUCUAACAGGAAUGCCCCUUUGGCAGCUCCAUCCUGCAGGAAUCCAUUCCCACACCCAGCUGCUCAUCCCCGACCACCUAAGUGCUGCAGCUGCUUCCCUGCUCACUGAGUUGCUUCAGUUUGAUGCUGGUUAUCGCUUGGGUUCUGGAGGCGGAGGAGUCAGCGACAUCAAAUGUCACCCCUUCUUCAGCAGCGUCUCCUGGAAGGCUCUGUCCUGCUAGCAGACCUCCUAUCAGUUCUGUCCCACACUGGACUUAAAAAAAA